This is a messenger RNA of Musa acuminata AAA Group (dessert banana), 993 nucleotides long. Its product is annotated as probable calcium-binding protein CML10. Bases 32 to 745 code for a protein of 237 amino acids. Lineage: Eukaryota; Viridiplantae; Streptophyta; Magnoliopsida; Zingiberales; Musaceae. Gene Ontology annotation, molecular function: calcium ion binding. The record is from RefSeq and is a predicted model, not a curated record. The transcript has a single exon.
UCAUUCUCGCCACCCGCGCAAUUGGGUCGUUAUGCUCGCACCACAACUCACCAACGAACCAAGCAAACAGCGAACUUCUUGUCAUCGCCGUCACACACUUGCCCCUUUUCUCCCUCUAUAUAGCUCCAUCGCUCCUCCCGGAGGUUCCUCAAGAUUCAAUCGCGCGCGCUCUCGAUCUCGAUCUCGAUCUCGAUCCCACGCCAUGGGCAAGAUCCGGUCCCUCUUCCGCCGGCACCGAUCUAAGCCUCAGCCCAGCCACGCCGCCAUCCCCUCCGCCGGCGACCCCGGAAACCUCGAGCGGGUGUUCAACAAGUUCGACUCCAACGGCGACGGCAAGAUCUCGUCGGCGGAGCUCGCCGAUGUCCUCGAGAGCCUCGGCGGCCAGCGGCCCUCCGAGGAGGAGCUCGGCCGCAUGAUGCGCGAGGCCGACGCCGACGGCGACGGGUUCAUCUCCCUCGCCGAGUUCGUCGAACUCAACACCAGCCCCCCGGCGGCCGUCGAGGAGGACCUCCGCCUCGCCUUCGCCGUCUUCGACCUCGACCGCAGCGGCGCCAUCUCCGCCGACGAGAUCGCCCGCGUCCUCCGCGGGAUCGGCGAGGGCGCCUCCGUCGCCCAGUGCCGCCGCAUGAUCGACGGCGUCGACCUCGACGGCGACGGCCUCAUCAGCUUCGAGGAGUUCAAGGCCAUGAUGACCGCCGGGGGAUGCAACGCCCAGGCCUUCGCCGCCUUUGCCGCCGCGAAGUAGGCGGUGGAGUUCUCCAAUCGAACCAAUCUGGAUCCACGAGGUUCCCCUCUCUGUCUCUCUCUCUCAUCUUCUUUAGCCCUAAAAGAAAAUUCGACGCGGUCCAGCCCUAUAAUCGAAGGUGAUGCCUUCUAAUCGACCGUCAGAUGUAGAUCUGACGGUGUAGGCUGGAAGAUGGUUGCUGGGAAAGAUGAAUUAAUUGUAUAUAACGUGGAUCCUCUCUUUUAAUUCCAACGAACAUAUUCAUAUCA